AUGGUACUAAAUCAGUUUGGUUGUUUGAUAUUGGCUUCAGCAUUGCUAUUAUCUUUAAGCGAUAUAUACGGGCAUUUAGAAAAUGAAAACGAUGUUGAUGAGGACUCUUUCAAAAAAGAAUUUGAUGAUGAAGAUGGUACACCAAAAAAUGGUGAAUCUAUUGAAGAUGAAGAGAUUCAUAUUCGUAAACCCUCAUCACAUUUUACUUCCUCGCAUACGAUAAAGAAAUUGCCUGAGAUGAAAUUUCUAUUUUGUGUUUCUUGUGGUUAUAGACAAGCUUUUGAUGAAUUUUCUCGUUUCAUUCAUGAAAAAUAUCCAGCAAUGAAAAUCAGCGGUUCAAAUUAUUCACCAACUGCAUGGAAAUCAAUAAUUGCUCAGGUUAUUGGAUUUGGUAAAAUUGCAUUGAUUGUGAUGAUUGUAAUGGGAACCAAUCCAUUUUCUGCCUCUGGUAUGGAAACUCCAAGGAUUGUAAAUUGGGCGUUCAGCAAUAAACUUUCGUGCUGUAUGAUGUUGUUCUUAAUCUCGAAUGCUGUUGAAAGUUCUCUUAUGUCAACUGGUGCGUUUGAAAUAUUUUUGGGUAACGAACAGAUCUGGUCCAAGUUGGAGAGCGGCCGCGUACCUUCACCAUCUGAAUUAUUACAAAUUGUUGAUCAACAUAUGGAACUGCAAGGCGCUAAGGUAUCCGACACUUUCACUUUUGCAUAG
Molecule: messenger RNA, 705 nt
Organism: Dracunculus medinensis (Guinea worm)
Lineage: Eukaryota; Metazoa; Nematoda; Chromadorea; Rhabditida; Dracunculidae
Source: the annotation of a GenBank genome assembly